CGUUGUCAAUGAUUUACCUCACCGUUUUGGAGUCCGGUGGGCUCCGUGCUCCUUCUAACAGUCCCGAAACCUAAAGCUUUUGUUCGCAGCUAAUCUAUAGCAAACAUUUACAUAUGGAAAAACAAUGCGGUGGAGCCUGUGUCAGCUUUCUCCUCUGAUUAUAUGCUCGCUGGCUUUAACGGCCCAUCAGGCCACGGCUACGGCACACAGGGAGCUCGAGGCAUCGCCUUCCCAGAGAAGAAGCAGCAGAGAUGUUAAUUCUCCAGCUCCCGUCGACUGCCAGCUGAGCCAGUGGUCAGAAUGGACUGAUUGCUUUCCUUGCCAAGAGAAAAAACACCGGUACCAGAGGCUGGUGCAGCCGGCGGGGUUCUCCGGGUGGCAAUGUGCGGGGCACCUCUGGGACGAGCAGGCUUGUCGUGCCGAGACAACCUGCACUGGACCCCCCAGCUGCGGGAAGGACUUUCGGUGCGAGGAAACAGGUCGCUGUAUUAAACAGCAUCUUGUGUGCAACGGAGAGCAAGACUGCAGAGAUGGAUCGGAUGAGGCUAACUGUGAGGAUGAAGAUAUUGAAAGCCCUUGUGAACAUCUGUUCCCAAUCCCAGGCUCUGAAAAAGUAGUCCAAGGAUACAAUAUCCUAACACAGGAAGAGAGCCAGUAUGUAUAUGAUCCUAAUUUUUUUGGAGGCCACUGUGAGUAUGUCUACAACGGAGAGUGGCGGGAGCUGAAGUACGACGCUGCGUGUGAACAUCUGUACUACGGAGACGACGAGAAGUAUUUCCGCAAACCUUACAACUUUCACAUAUACCAGUUCCUAGCUCACGCUGAUUCUGGAUUCGCUUUUGAGUUUUACGAUGAUUCAAAGGAUCUGCUUGAUGCCCUUAAAAGUGAUAAAUCCCACAAAGUAGGCUUUACCAUUGGAAUUGGGCCUAAACAAGUUCCUAUCCGAUUAAACCUGGGCUUCACUUUAUCAGGUGGGAAAGGAUCCCUGAAGAAUUUCACGCAAUACACAGCAAAGAAUGUUGGAUUCAUUAGAGCUGUGACGAAGGUACAGACGGCCCGUUUCAAGAUGAGAAGGGACAACAUUGUUUUGGAUGAAGAUAUGCUGCUCUCCCUGUGGGAGCUUCCAGAGACCUACAACUACGGCAUGUAUGCUAAAUUCAUCAACAACUACGGCACCCACUUUGUGACAUCCGGCACGAUGGGAGGCGUCUUUGAGUACAUCCUUGUCAUUAACAAAGAGGAAAUGAGAAGAAAAGACAUCAGCGCUGAAGAGAUAAGCGCCUGUCUUGGGGGGUCAAUCGGCCUUACAUUCGGCAUGAGUAAACUGCAUUUCGGCGCAUCUGUGUCAGCCUCUACCUGUGCGCAGAAAGGAUUUCUGAAAACUGAUGCUGAGAGCAACAGUGCAGUUGUGGAAGAUAUUAUUCCCCGGAUUAGAGGUGGAGAUACCAGUUACAGCGGAGGGCUCUUAAACAGUUGGGAUGGCAAUAUGUAUCGUCACUGGGGAAGGUCAUUAAAAUAUAAUCCUGCUGUUAUUGAUUUUGAGCUGCAGCCCAUCCACGAAAUUCUCCGCAGAAGCAACCUUGGCGACAUGGAAACCAAACGGCGAAACCUGAAACGGGCUUUGGACGAUUACUUGUCGGAAUUCAACGCUUGCCGCUGCGGACCGUGCCAGAACAACGGUGAACCCAUUUUGGUGGGAGACACGUGUUUCUGCCAGUGUCGGCCAGGUGACGGAGGCCCCGCCUGCGAGCAGACGAAGCGGCAAGGCGGACAGACGGAUGGGCGCUGGAGCUGCUGGUCCCAGUGGGGUCCCUGCCAGUCGGGCACGAUGCAGCGCAGGCGGCACUGCGACAACCCGUCCCCACAGCACGGCGGGGAGCCCUGCGCUGGGAGGAACCUGCAGAGCAAAGCCUGCUGAGAACCCACAGCACGGCAUCGCUCCCCACGGGUUAUAUGGUCGAGAGCGGUUCAGAGUCCGUGCUGGGCUAUAAAUACCCUGGGAAUAAUCCUCCCAUGGAAUUAUGCUGGGAAAAAAUAAUUGUGAAGUGUUGCAUUUCCAUAUGGAGACAUUCUGGAUUCGCUGUACAAAACCAGACCAACUGCUCCGGCUGACCGAACGCAGCCCUGGCUGCCCCCCUCACACCACGAGAUGCCAUGGGAGCCCCACCACUUCACAGCGGCCCGGCGGCGAUACGGGAGAUGGUGGGGAAUCCACACGGGUGGUUUUGCUGCUGGGUGACCACGGGGCUAUAACGUGUCGUGAAAUAAAUUUACUGAAAGUGUUGACAUAAGUAAGCUUGACUCGCAGAAAUUUCUAUAUUUGCCUUUGGAAAACCCAUUAAAAGCUCAUGAUCCUUGCAUUUUUAUGCAGUUGGUAUUGACAUAUGUACCAUGAAAUUUUUAUAAGUUGGCGCUGUCGGAUUUUUUAAGUCCAGCAUAUUGGCCAGGGCUGCAUUUGCAGCAAAGCCAUAUGCCGCUCUGUAUGGGAGGAGGCUGAAGCCUAAAGAUGCCGAAGCAUCAUUGCGAAACGCGAACCCAAGCUGACGAAAAAUCUUAAAUAAAUAAAUAAGAUAAUCAACAGAUAUGCUCGAACACAACCAUUCUGCAGAGGAUGUUCACACACAAGCGAAGGCUACUCUUCUUUAAGAUCA
Molecule: messenger RNA, 2651 nt
Organism: Chroicocephalus ridibundus (black-headed gull)
Lineage: Eukaryota; Metazoa; Chordata; Aves; Charadriiformes; Laridae
Gene: C8A
Product: complement C8 alpha chain
Exons: 11
Coding region: 125-1918 (597 amino acids)
Biological process (GO): complement activation
Cellular component (GO): membrane attack complex
Molecular function (GO): protein binding
Source: RefSeq, a predicted model, not a curated record